Molecule: messenger RNA, 999 nt
Organism: Daldinia childiae
Lineage: Eukaryota; Fungi; Ascomycota; Sordariomycetes; Xylariales; Hypoxylaceae
Product: Mitochondrial ATPase complex subunit ATP10
Exons: 2
Coding region: 1-999 (332 amino acids)
Biological process (GO): mitochondrial proton-transporting ATP synthase complex assembly
Cellular component (GO): mitochondrial inner membrane
Source: RefSeq, a predicted model, not a curated record
AUGUUGCUUGCCCGUAGGCCGGGGCUCCUAUGCCUGCUCUGCCAGUCGAGAGCUUUUAGUACCUCGUACCGCUUGCUGGCGGAGCAAGGUCCUGCUACAACGAAGGCUAUAAAACCUGCCGCAAGUAAUAAACCGGCCAAACCGGAGGCACCGUCCUCACCGGCGCCGGCCAAAGUCAUACCUCCUUCUCCGUUAGAAGAUGCGCCGAGGUCAUACGGCAAGCGGACCGAAAAGUUCACGCCGAAGCCGCUGAACCGGCCGAUAGGCAUGCCGCAACCACCGAAACCGGGCGAGAACACCGGCAUAGAUAACCGGACGUUAAAACAGCGCCGCGAUGAUCUCGUAAACUACGACAAGCAUCUAAAGCGACGAGAUGAACUGAUGAGCAAGAUGUCGCGCCCAUACUACCGCGACUGGGGCAACCUGCGCUUCCACAAGGGCAAGACAUUUUUCGUUCCGCCGCGGCCCUUCAAAGGGGACCUAUCUCUCUUCUUCCCGAACCUAUUCGGGCGAACGCUAUUAAAAAGCGACCGCAAGCCCCGCGACACGACGCCCACGCUACAGAAUAAGAUUUCUAUCGUCAGUGUAUUCAGCAGCGUGUGGGCCGAGAACCAGAUCAACUCGUUCGUGUCGAAGGAAGCCAAUCCCGAGCUAGAGACGGUGCUGGAGCAGAAUAAGGACGUGGUCCAGCGAGUCUGGAUUAACUACGAGGACAACUCUAUGAAGGCUUGGUUGAUCAAGCUGUUUAUGGGCGGAAUUAGACGCCGGAUUGGCGAGCCGAAUUGGGACCGGUACUUCAUUGUGCGGAAGGGGCUUAAUGAUGAGAUUCGCGAGAACACUGGUCUUCUAAAUAGCAGUGUCGGUUACGUAUACCUCCUCGACGGCCAAUGUAGGAUACGAUGGGCAGGCAGUGGUCCUAGCGAGGAUCACGAACGAGAGGGAUUAGUCAAGGGCGUCCAGCGACUUCUAGAUGAGGCAAAGAGCUCGAAGAAAAGCUAA